Molecule: messenger RNA, 621 nt
Organism: Pyricularia grisea
Lineage: Eukaryota; Fungi; Ascomycota; Sordariomycetes; Magnaporthales; Pyriculariaceae
Exons: 2
Coding region: 1-336 (111 amino acids)
Source: RefSeq, a predicted model, not a curated record
AUGGGGAUGGAAGGCACGCCCCGUUCCAUCACUCAUUACAUCCCACAGAGCCGACAGCGCAGCACGGACGAUGCCCGCAGGCAUAUAUGGAAGCUACCUACCCACAACAUGUCUGGCCAACUAGCCAUGCCGGCGCCAAUCUCGCCCGGCCGGAGCAGUCUGCAGAUCAUCCACCCCAAAGAUUUGUACGCCAGCUUGACCGAAAACAUCUCAUCAAAGCCGCCGUCGUUCCUCGCGUUGAGGGAGCACGACUUUAUUGUCCCGGCGCCUCCCCCACCAAGCCCCAUUAGCUUCCGAGUGCACCCUGACCAACGACCAAAGCCUCCGCGUUCAUGAGAAUUACGCCUUCAGACUGAAAUAGAAACGGAAGGCUUAGCAACAACAAAAACGAAGGCAUAAUGGGCGACCAAUAAAGUCGAACUUUGCAAGGGAUUUCACCAUGUGAGGGAGGCGAGGUCACGGCAAGGGAUGUAAAAUAAGGAAACACAGGACUAGAUCGGCUCCCCAAAAAAAGACUCCGGGAGCGUUGCGUUUUUUUUUUCUUUUCUUUUUUUUUUCUCUUUCUAUUUUAAUCAAUCUUUCUUUGUCGUUUCGUUUCUGCCCCAUUCAGGGCCAAAAGAG